AUGUCGUCUCACAACACACCAAACAUCUACGCAGAACUCCUCACCAACAUCCGCCAGCUCUCUGUCGCAGUGACCCUCCCCUCACCAGCAGGAGGACAAACAAGAGCGCUCAUCGCCGCAGACGGUUCAACGCUGCACAUCCACCACGCAGGCACAGAAACAUACUUCCCGCUACCCGGAAGAGUCCUCGCCCAAGGAGACGCUCCAACAGCCUUGCCUACACCGCCGCCGUCAGCAUCAUCGCCAUCAGCCUCGCACACGCUAUCAUGGCGUCUCCCGCUAGCAGACUCCCCAGCAGCACCGCGCACCGGCACCAGCCUCGCAGAUGACCCCGUCCCCUGGACGGCGCGGGAUCUCCUCCCCGGCUCGGCCGUCGCGUGCAGACACUGUGCCGCAGUCGUCGUGCCCGGCGGUAAGGCGGGGGAGUGGAAGGACCUGCCGAGCGAGAACUGGGCUGAGAUGAUGGACUUUUGGCACUGUCACAAGCCUAGCACGGAUCACGAGCAUGAGCACGGCGGCGGCGGCGAUGGCGGAAAAGCGGACCACGAGCAUCUGACUAGGCGCGGGUACGGAGCCAACUCGUCCAUUGCCGCGCAGCCUGGCGUCGGCAUGGUGGAUUUGACCUCGUUUCUGUUUUGCGAGGCUGAUUGUGUUGGUCUCAAGUUCUCUCUCCCAUCAUCCGAUGCCGCAACCCCAGCACCCUCCAGCUCAGAAGUCCUAGCUAGAGGAGAAGGCAUCUCUGGUCCUGGCUCUGAUCCCACACCACCCUCCCGGAUGCUCAACAUCGCCUGCUCCGCCUGCGCCUCCCACCUCGGCUUCUUCAACGUAGCCAUCUCCUCUGUCGUCCUGCUGAAAUGGCAAGUGUCAUGCCAGACAAUCACAUCACACCCCGCCGCGGCAGCGGCAGCGGCAGCGGCAGCACAGCCCACCAGCUCAGACUGCCUAGCCGCAACCCUCAUCGCAACCCUCUCCCGCUCAGGCUCCUCCAAAUCAGUCGUCGUUCCCGCCUUCCAAUCCACCCAAAAUCUAGCUUCCUCUAGCGAUGGUGAGGUCGUGCCCGCCCUACACCUCUGGAUCCUCAACAGCAACAUCACCUACGCCUCCUCCUCCUCCUCCUCCUUCUCCUCUGCCUCAUCUCCAUUUUCUGCCCAGCAACGCACAAAACGCGCAGCCAUCAAACUGCUGUACAAAGAGAUCUCCCAAGACGAGGCGGACACCAUGCUCGAGUCCAUGACAUCCGACGUGCAGGAGGUCAACCUCCCCUUACCGGCCAUCGUCGCCGCGGCAGAGGGGUUGAAGCGUAGCAGUGAGGUUCUACCGCCUGGUGAGCGGACGUUCAAGGGGUGGAAUGUAGGGUUAUUGGAUAAAUGGGAGCCAGGCUCCGCAGGAACGGCGAGCCCGUGA
Messenger RNA from Colletotrichum godetiae, 1404 nucleotides. RefSeq names its product ubiquitin-conjugating enzyme E2-binding protein. Gene Ontology annotation, molecular function: ubiquitin protein ligase activity; ubiquitin conjugating enzyme binding; cyclin binding. The transcript is spliced from 3 exons. Gene Ontology annotation, cellular component: ubiquitin ligase complex; nucleus; cytosol. The record is from RefSeq and is a predicted model, not a curated record. Lineage: Eukaryota; Fungi; Ascomycota; Sordariomycetes; Glomerellales; Glomerellaceae. Gene Ontology annotation, biological process: protein monoubiquitination; protein polyubiquitination; protein autoubiquitination. The coding region runs from base 1 to 1404 and encodes 467 amino acids.